Gambusia affinis (western mosquitofish) is the source of this 934-nucleotide messenger RNA. RefSeq names its product regulator of G-protein signaling 21-like. Lineage: Eukaryota; Metazoa; Chordata; Actinopteri; Cyprinodontiformes; Poeciliidae. The record is from RefSeq and is a predicted model, not a curated record.
AGAUCUUUUUGCUCGGCGCUUCCUGUUGUUUUAAGUAGGUUUGGUUUCUAAGCUCAAAAGUCUUGAGCUCCACCGCAGGAAUACCAACCCUCAAGACUGAAAUAUGGCUGAAUGCUUGUCAUCAAAGCCUUCAAGAACUUUGCUUGACCCCAUCCUGACCCUACAUGCUGGAAUUAUCCAGUCGAGUCAUGUAGUUAUUUCUUAUUAACACAACCACAAUAACCACCGCUGUGGCCCGACAGGUGAGGUCAGCCUAAAUCACGGCUGAGCUCUCUCUUCCUCAAGUUGUGGUAGGAUGCCCUGGUUCUCCCAACAACAACACUUUGCAUGCCCAUUUCCAUAUAUUCCAUCCACACUGGGUGGGGUGCGUCGACGGAGUGGUUGAGAUUUAGAUUUGCUCAGUCGCUCGACUCCAAUCAUUUGCGAACGGUCACAGCCCCGACCUCAACCUGGCAGGACUUUGUCUCCGUCGCCCAUAGCAGAAGACGAAGGAGAUGGCGAUAAAGGUAGAUUUUGUUGCUUUCCCAAGGAUCCGCUGGACGAUGUUGAGACUUGGAGUGAAUCCGUGGAUAAAGUCCUCGGUUGCAAAGCCGGACAGAUAGCGUUCCGGGAGUUCCUGAAGUCGGAGUACAGCGAGGAGAACAUCCUGUUUUGGCUCGCCUGCGAGGACUACAAGAAAAUCAAGACGGUCCCGGAGAUGAUCUCGUCCGCCAACAGGAUCUACUCUGAGUUUGUCCACCCGGAAGCACCCAGACAGAUCAACAUCGACUGCACUACCAGAGAAAACAUCACAAAGAACAUCUCCAAGCCGACUCUGACGUCUUUCGACACGGCGCAGAAGCUCGUCUACAGCCUGAUGGCCAGGGAUUGCUACCCGCGCUUCCUAAAAUCUGACAUCUAUCAGGGACUCCUGAGGAAAGCCGACUCCAGGUGA